Molecule: messenger RNA, 339 nt
Organism: Rhodofomes roseus
Lineage: Eukaryota; Fungi; Basidiomycota; Agaricomycetes; Polyporales; Fomitopsidaceae
Exons: 2
Coding region: 1-339 (112 amino acids)
Source: RefSeq, a predicted model, not a curated record
AUGCCUCGGAAGCUCACAACGACCGUAGCUAUUGCUGGUCUGCUCCUGAUCUUCGCGGUCGGCAUCAUGCGCCAGCGCCGUAUCAAGAGGAACAACCUUGCCUACGUGAACAACAACAUCGGCAUGCAAGGCGCGCAGUACGGCGGUCCUCCAGGCUACUACCAGGCGCAGGGGUACAACCCACAGUAUCCUCAGUACCCGCCAGCAACGCACAAUGGGUGGGAUCCGCGCACUGGCUUUGCUCCUCCCUAUCAGUCGCAGCAGCCUCCUCAGUACACCCCUCCCAUGGGUCCUCCGCCGGUCGUGUCGGACAAGACCCGCCCGCUGAGCCAAGCAUGA